AUGUGGUCAGCUCCGUGCCGGACGUGCGCAGUGUCGGGGAUGCAGGAAACGGGACGUGCCACGCGCCGUUGGGCUCUUGCGGCAGUUGCAGAAGGCCGCAAGCAGUCGGAGCACCAAUUACCUGCGCACGCAUGGUGGCAGUUGGUCUUGGACACGUGCCCGUUUUUUUUCUUCUGCGAGUUGCUUGGUGGCUCUGUUUGGCUUUCCUGCAUGGGCUCAAGCCAUUCUCACGAUCUAUUGCAAUCGACACCCCUUUGCCUCGAGCCAAUGGCACUGUUGAAGCUUGCGCUUUUGCUGGUCCUUGCAUCGGCGGAGGAUUGCACAGCCAGCCAGGAAGUCAAUCUCCUGCAGCGUGAAACUGUGCUGUCCCUUGACAAGGAAGUCACUGCCUCUGGAUAUUCAAUCAACGUCAAGACUCUCACAGGAAAGACCAUUGAAGUUGACGUGGAGUCCUCCGACACUGUCGAGCAGGUGAAGGCCAAGAUUCAGGAUAAGGAAGGAAUUCCGCCCGACCAACAGCGCUUGAUCUUUGCUGGCAAGCAGCUUGAAGACGGAAGAACGAUGGCUGAUUACAACAUUCAGAAAGGCAGCACCAUACAUUUGGUCCUCAGACUGCGAUUGUGA
Effrenium voratum is the source of this 624-nucleotide messenger RNA. The record is from the annotation of a GenBank genome assembly. NCBI's taxonomy places the organism in Eukaryota, Dinophyceae, Suessiales, Symbiodiniaceae.